AGACAGUCACCCAUAUGACUCUCACAGACAGAAAGAAAAUCUAACUCACACACGUACGUACACCUACCCACCUAAUUUCAUUUAUCUUUCUUCAACCAUACACAUGGGAACCACCAUUUUAGAAGCCCUGAACGUCCGAGUAGUUGGUUCCGGCGACAAAAUUGUUGUUUUCGCCCAUGGAGUCGGCACUGAUCAAUCAGCCUGGCAGCGCAUUCUUCCAUUUUUUACUCAAAACUACCGAAUUAUCCUCUAUGACCUUGUUUGUGCCGGCAGCGUCAACCCCGAUUACUUUGAUUUUCGAAGAUACACCACUCUCGACGCUUAUGUCGACGACUUGCUCAACAUUCUCGACGCUCUUCGGGUGAAUCGUUGCGCUUACGUCGGACACUCUGUUUCGGCUACGAUCGGUAUUUUGGCUUCCAUUAGACGCCCUGAACUCUUCUCUAAACUCAUCCUCAUCGGCGCUUCUCCCAGAUUCUUGAAUGAUAAGGAUUACCAUGGAGGAUUCGAGCGACCGGAUAUAGAGAAUGUUUUCUCAGCAAUGGAGGCCAAUUAUGAAGCGUGGGUCAACGGUUUUGCCCCGCUAGCUGUUGGGGCGGAUGUGCCGGCGGCGGUCAGAGAAUUCAGCCGGACGCUUUUUAACAUGAGGCCAGAUAUUACGUUGUUCGUGUCUAGAACAGUUUUCAACAGUGAUUUAAGAGGUUUACUAGGGUUAGUCAAGGUGCCGUGUUGUAUAAUUCAGACAGCUAAGGAUAUGUCCGUGCCGGCAUCUGUGGCGGAGUAUUUGAAAAGCCAUUUGGGUGGCCGGAACACGGUGGAGAUAUUGAGAACAGAGGGUCAUUUGCCGCAUUUGAGUGCUCCGGCGCUGUUGGCUCAAGUUCUUCGGCGGGCCCUUUCAAGAUAGAAACAAGACGAGAAAAAUGUGUUUGAGGGGUUUGUUUUGGCGUCAACGGGGCUAAGUUAGGAGUUUAGCUUAGCAAAAGUGGGGUCCAAGAAAAAGAUAAUGUAAUUUAAUAAGAGUGGAGAUGUUGACACCUGGAGAAUAAUUUGUGGACAUUAGCCCUUUAUACUUGGGAUUAAUUUUGUGCAUGAUGUUUGUUUAAGGAUAAGGCUGGCCACGUGAUAAUCACGUGGUUUUGUGGUCCCUUUUGUUAUAGUACUUCUAAUUUCCUUA
Molecule: messenger RNA, 1174 nt
Organism: Mercurialis annua (annual mercury)
Lineage: Eukaryota; Viridiplantae; Streptophyta; Magnoliopsida; Malpighiales; Euphorbiaceae
Product: probable strigolactone esterase DAD2
Exons: 2
Coding region: 104-904 (266 amino acids)
Source: RefSeq, a predicted model, not a curated record